Molecule: messenger RNA, 342 nt
Organism: Blepharisma stoltei
Lineage: Eukaryota; Ciliophora; Heterotrichea; Heterotrichida; Blepharismidae
Source: the annotation of a GenBank genome assembly
AUGAUUAUUAUUAGCUACGUCGAAAAAAUAGUUAUUUUAAACUCAGGAACUCUAGAAAAGAUUCAAGAGAUUUUCAUGUCUCAAAAUAGAUUUGGCACCUUCUCCAUGACUAAUGACGAAAAAUUUAUUCUGUUCCCAAAUAGAGAAAUCCUACAUUUCUACGAUUUAAGUAGCUUUAGAGACAGAGAAACAGUGAACGUUGAUUUUCAAAUAAUUUUUAUUACACAGAGCAUAAACAAUAGCUUAGUUUUUAUUAAUGGGGCAAAUAGACAGUUUUAUGUGUUGGCUUUUCCUGUACUUGAAUGAGAAAAGUCAACAAAUAUUACUAGAGCCUCUAGAUAG